GACAUGAUUGUUUUGGACAUUUGUUUAGUGUACAAAUGUAUUACCUCUGGGGUUUUAAGUUAAACGCUUCGCUAAACCAGAGGCGUUGUCAAAAUGAACUUCUGGAAGGUUUGCCUAUGGACGAAAGGAACCUUUAAAUGUGUGUUUGUGUUUCAACCCGAACCAUUAGCUGCUUGUGCAACUUCUUCGGACGCGGAUGUAGUGUUGUUUGUACCGUUAUGCAGUGCAGCUGGUCUUACUUAGGUCCGCUCCAGUGGACAAGUUACGUCAACAAACACGUAAAGGUUACGGCAGGAAAAGAGGACGAGUUUGACGGCUGGCUGCUUACUGUGGACCCGGUGUCUGCCAGUCUAGUCCUGGUGAAGUUCAACACGGUGGGCAGGGCCAGCGUGCAGGUGGUGAUGGGUCAUGCGGUGCAGCAGGUGGAGAUUCUACAGGAAGCGGACCAGACCAUGGCUGAGCAUCUGCAGUCUCUCUUCCUGCCUCCGCGGCCCGGCGGUCUGGAGCCGCAGGAACGUCUGCGGCGCCGCUCCAUAGUGCGGCAGUGGUUGGAGAAGAACCGCAUCCCAGUGGAGGAAGAGGGGGAGGAGCUUAAGGUGGCGGGGGCACUGACAAUCACCUCGCCUUACGGAUGUGAUGACUGCAGCAGCUCCAAUGAGAUCAUCUUAGACCGCAUCCAAAAACUGUUACAUCAUCUGGAGGAGGACUGAAGCAUUACAGCAUGUGCUCACCUGCUGAAGGCGGAGGAGGCGGCCACACCAUCUGUCCUUUACAAAAUAAAAGUAAAUUUUCCACAGUACAAGCAUGUCAGCUGUCAGUGUCACUCAUGUUUUUAUGGCAACACAACCUUUUAUUUUGAAAGGGAUAUUUGCAGUGUUGUCACAUGGCAACAGUCUAUGGCAACAGUCCAGGUUGAAGAGACUGAAGUGACAAAUGAGAGGGUUGGUUGGUUUCAAGGCACCUCGUUAAGAGCCAAUGAUGAUGUGACUAUGUAGCGCUACACGGUGAAACACGGUAAAGCGGUUCUAAAUGGGUUCUAAACAGGUGUGAACACAAUCAUGUUCAUGUUUGUGCCAGUGGGAAUGCAAAGUGGAGCACAAGCACCAGCGAGUCCCUCCUCAGUGAGACGGAUCAAGUUUAUUCCCUUGUGUCAAAGAAGGCCAUUCACCAACAGAACCAACAUCAGUCUAACAGAGUACCUCUUUGGUUCUGCUGCUUCUGGUACCUGAAGGCUCCACACCACCGUGUUUCAAAAUAAGAGCACGUGACGUUUGUCAGUCCGCAUCGGAAGGCCUAACCCGAGCGGCUGUAGUGUUAGCUGGUCUAGCCCCGCUCCCUCACAGUGCGGGGGGGCUGUC
Molecule: messenger RNA, 1358 nt
Organism: Dunckerocampus dactyliophorus (ringed pipefish)
Lineage: Eukaryota; Metazoa; Chordata; Actinopteri; Syngnathiformes; Syngnathidae
Gene: gemin6
Product: gem (nuclear organelle) associated protein 6
Exons: 2
Coding region: 138-710 (190 amino acids)
Biological process (GO): spliceosomal snRNP assembly; spliceosomal complex assembly
Cellular component (GO): nucleus; SMN complex
Source: RefSeq, a predicted model, not a curated record